This is a messenger RNA of Magnolia sinica, 2874 nucleotides long. Its product is annotated as mitogen-activated protein kinase kinase 3. The coding region runs from base 221 to 1777 and encodes 518 amino acids. The record is from RefSeq and is a predicted model, not a curated record. Gene Ontology annotation, biological process: MAPK cascade; protein phosphorylation. Gene Ontology annotation, molecular function: ATP binding; MAP kinase kinase activity. NCBI's taxonomy places the organism in Eukaryota, Viridiplantae, Streptophyta, Magnoliopsida, Magnoliales, Magnoliaceae. The transcript has 11 exons.
ACUCCAGUCCAACCUCUCUCUCUGCUGCGAAAUGCUUCAAACGCAAGAACGAAAACAAAACCCAUAUCCAACGAAAAGCGAUUUCUAGGGUUUUCUCUCUAGCAUGUUUUAUACCUUUUUUUUUUCUGAGGGAGUAACCAUGAAUUUUUGCUGUGGACCGCUCUGGACAUGUAGAAGAUGCUGAUGUCUGAUGUCGAGAGGAGCGGAACAGUAAGUCGUCAUGGCUGGGUUGGAGGAGCUGAAAAAGAAGCUAGGUCCCUUGUUUGAUGCUGACAAAGGCAUCUCAGAUGGCACAUUCAUGGACCCUUCCGCAUCGUAUAUGGUAUCAGAUGGUGGAACGGUCAAUCUUUUGAGCAGAUCAUGUGGAGUGUAUAAUAUCAAUGAGCUUGGUUUGCAAAAGCGCACAUCUGGGCUGAUAGAUGAAACGGAUGCUAGCGAAAGGACAUACCGUUGUGCUUCUCAUGAGAUGCAUAUUUUUGGAGCGAUAGGUUGCGGUGCAAGCAGUGUUGUUCAGAGGGCUAUCCAUAUAUCUGUCCAUCGAAUAUUAGCCCUGAAAAAGAUUAACAUCUUUGAGAAGGAGAAAAGGCAACAGCUUCUCAAUGAGAUAAGGACACUCUGUGAGGCACCCUGUUAUCAGGGUUUGGUGGAAUUCCAUGGAGCAUUUUACACCCCCGAUUCAGGGCAAAUCAGCAUUGCUCUGGAGUACAUGGAUGGAGGAUCCCUUGCAGAUGUUUUACGAGUGCGAAAGUUUAUACCAGAGCCAGUCCUUUCAUGUAUGGUCCAGAAACUUUUGAAUGGACUAAGCUACUUACAUGGAGUAAGGCAUUUGGUUCAUAGAGACAUUAAGCCUGCGAAUUUGCUAAUAAAUCUUAAGGGAGAGCCAAAGAUCACCGAUUUCGGUAUAAGUGCUGGAUUAGAAAAUUCAGUGGCAAUGUGUGCUACUUUUGUUGGUACUGUUACAUACAUGUCACCUGAGAGAAUUCGAAAUGAGAGCUAUUCCUACCCAGCUGACAUUUGGAGUCUUGGACUAGCUUUAUUUGAGUGUGGUACAGGCGAAUUUCCAUAUACAGCAAAUGAAGGGCCUGUUAAUCUUAUGUUACAGAUCCUGUAUGAUCCAUCUCCUUCACCUUCAAAGAACUCAUUCUCCCCUGAGUUCUGCUCGUUUAUAGAUGCUUGCCUACAGAAGGAUGCAGAUGCACGGCCAACGGCUGAGCAGCUUUUAUCACACCCAUUUAUUACAAAGUAUGAUAACACAAGCGUGGACCUACCAGCAUUUGUCAGGAGCAUCUUCGAUCCAACUCAAAGGUUGAAGGAUUUAGCAGAUAUGCUCACAGUACACUACUACAUGCUUUUUGAUGGACCUGAUGAACUUUGGCAUCAUGCAAAAACCUUGUAUAAUCAAGGUUCAACCUUCAGUUUCUCAGAGAAACUUUCCGUGGGUCCAAACGACAUCUUCACGACCCUGUCAAAUGUACGAAGAACAUUAGCAGGUGACCGGCCCCAUGAGAAGCUUGUGCAUGUCGUGGAGAAACUGCAGUGCCGUGCACAUGGGCAAGAUGGAGUCGCCAUCCGUGUGUCAGGGUCAUUCAUAAUUGGGACCCAUUUUCUCAUUUGCGGAAAUGGUGUGCAGGCAGAGGGCAUGCCGAGCUUCCAAGAUCUUUCGAUUGAUCUCACCAGCAAACGGAUGGGAACCUUCCAAGAACAGUUCAUCAUGGAACCUGGGAGUGUUAUUGGAUGCUUCUUUGUGGUGAAGCAAGAGCUAUAUAUUCACAAAUAGAUGAUACCAAUGGGCCACCUAUCUAGGUGAUGAUACUAAUCCGCGAUCUACUACUGGCUUUGGUAUUUUCUUGGGUGAUUCUCAUAUAUCAUGGCAGAGUAAGAAAUAACCAAUUGUUGCUCACUUGAGUGCUGAAAUAGAGUAUGAUGCUCUUGCCCAGACCUCAUCUGAACCUGUAUGGCUUCUUCAAGACAUGGGUGUUCCUCAACUGAGCCGACUCCACUCUUUUGUGAUAAUAAAAGCGAAAUUCAAAUUUCUCACAUGUGUUCCAUGAGCACACAAAACACAUUGAGAUUUGAUUGCCAUUUUGUUCAUCAUCAUUUUCUUCAAGGAACCAUCACUCUCCCAUUUGUUUCCUCAGAGCAUCAAGUUGCAGAUCUCCUUACCAAAACUCAUCCUUCUGUGACGUUCCAUUACCUGUUAUCUAAACUCCGGAUGUUUUCUUUUAUACCAUCUUGAGUUUGAGGACGGAUGUUAUAGUACAUCUCAUGUAUGUAGUAAAUAUUAGUUGUACAUGUAGCCGGGUCCUUACUCACGGCUCAGUGGUAGACUCACAAGAGUUUCAAGAGAGAGGUCAUGGGUUUGUGUACCCAUUGUGGGGUGAGUGUGUUAAAAAAAAAAAAAAAAGAAGUUGUACAUGUAGCUAUAUUAGGCAUAUUACUUUAUUUUAUUUUAUCUCUCUGUACCUCUAGUCUUGUAUAUAAUCAGUUCAAUGGUCUUGUAUUGUCGGUCUUUUCUUAAUAAAAUAUUCCAAACCUUUACCAUUGUCAUCGAGAUUUUCAGGUUGGAUCGGCCUAAAUAAGCUUAUUCCACAAACGUUGUAGAGAUUGGACCUUGAAGCAUUAAUGGAUUGGCUGCUAAUUUACAUUAAAAGGCACUGCAUCAACAGUUGACCAUACACGUCGUAGGGCUUUGCAACUCUGCCAAGAGAACCGUCAGCUGUUGCCUCCUCUUUCAAGUCGGAUUCAUAGUGUGUUUUUAUUUUUCUUUUCCCGGGGCUCAACUUGUAUUUAUGAGAUUUCAAGUUAAUAUGAAUUUAGAAAAGCUAACUGAUAAUUGUUUAUAAGGAAAAGAUGGCCGACUGUUGUUUCAUGUAA